AGAUGAACAGGUGAAAGUAAAUAGAAAGGAAAGAGAAGGCUGAUGCAUCAUGAUUACCUUGUCUCUCAACAUCCAGACCAUACUGGCGAGUCUCAGCUUAUCUCUCAUCAUCUAUUACGUCAUCAAACGAAUACAGUAUCGUCUGCCACCAGGUCCCUGGUGCAUUCCAUUUGUUGGACAUUAUAAAAUCUAUACAUCAGUUGAAAUGCACAAGAAAGUAGCUGAACUGUCCAAGAAAUAUGGCCCAGUCUUACGCCUGUCAUAUGGAUCCAGCACUUGGGUUUUUCUAAAUAAAAACGACGUUGUUAUAGAGGCCUUAGUGAAAAAGAAGGAAGAUUUUGCUGGAAGACCUCAUUUUUCAUCCGGUAAGAAUGACGCAGCUCACCCUUUUUUUUAA
Saccostrea cuccullata (small rock oyster) is the source of this 397-nucleotide messenger RNA. Its product is annotated as cytochrome P450 2A1-like. NCBI's taxonomy places the organism in Eukaryota, Metazoa, Mollusca, Bivalvia, Ostreida, Ostreidae. Gene Ontology annotation, molecular function: heme binding; monooxygenase activity; iron ion binding. The coding region runs from base 50 to 397 and encodes 115 amino acids. The record is from RefSeq and is a predicted model, not a curated record. The transcript has 3 exons.